Molecule: messenger RNA, 1344 nt
Organism: Debaryomyces hansenii CBS767
Lineage: Eukaryota; Fungi; Ascomycota; Pichiomycetes; Serinales; Debaryomycetaceae
Product: SCF ubiquitin ligase complex subunit
Exons: 1
Coding region: 1-1344 (447 amino acids)
Biological process (GO): SCF-dependent proteasomal ubiquitin-dependent protein catabolic process
Cellular component (GO): SCF ubiquitin ligase complex
Molecular function (GO): protein binding
Source: RefSeq, a predicted model, not a curated record
AUGAGCAGUGGGACUUCAAUAAUUGAUAAUAACUUACAAAAUGAUGUUAAUACUCAUACUUCGCUACUAACAAGUUUAUCAGCUGAAGAUAAUGAAGCAAUAGCAUUAUUUGAGAAGGGAAUUGAGAAAGAGUCUCAUGGCUCGAUGUCGGAUGCCGUGGAAUUCUACAGAAAGGCUUUUAGGAUUAAUGAAAAGGUGGACUUAUUGUAUAGGACAAAACGGGUACCUCAUAAUGUGUAUAAGUUGAAACAGCAAGGAGGCAAAAAUAUUGCUAAAAGGGUAGAUGAAGCGAAGGUACGAUCCAUUGAUGUUGAUAAGCUACUUGAAUCAUUUCUGAACGCAGAAGCUCAUGCACCAGAUCCUAAUAAUCCAGAUCAGCAGCAUGACGAUAUGGUGACUAUUAAAUUUCAAAAUUUAGAUUUGGAUGCGGAUACGAUAAAGAACCUAAAACCAAUUUCGGCUUUAAUGCAUUUACCAAACGACAUAUGGAUGCAUAUAUUUGAAAUACUACUUAUAACGAAUCCAGAGUCAUGGUUUAAUUUUUCAAUAACAUGUAAAAAGAAUGCAUUCCUAGGUUUGGGAUCAAAAAAUAUUUGGAGAAAAUUGUGCUAUUUGGUUUAUCCUCAACAGGUCUACUAUGAAAACAAGUUAUACCUAGAGUCAAUGCAGGCACCAGGUAUGUCUGAUUCUCUUUCAUUGCCUGUACCAUAUGAUCAAUUGAUGAUUUUACCGCAGUACCAGAACUCUUGGAAGUACAUGUUACGCAACAGGCCAUUUAUUAAAUUUCAUGGUUGUUAUAUAAGUGUCAUCAAUUACUACAGCGAAGGAGGAAAGGCAGAGUUUUCAUCCAGCUGGUCAAAUCCCGUAAAAACUAUCACAUAUUACAGAUACUUGCGGUUUUAUCCUGAUGGAACAUGUGUCAAAGUUUUAUCAACCUUAGAGCCUAACAGAGUGAUUCCAAACUUACUGAAAUACAACUCACAAAAAAGCCUAAUCCCAACUGUUGUAGAUCCGAGUGCUAAAACAGUAAUGACUAAUACCCAAGUCCCCACAAAAGAGAGCCACAACAUUUAUCAUGGAAAAUGGACUAUCUCGACUAAUGGCGAGAUUCACAUCGAGAUAAACGAAGGGUCUGUUCCAUAUUACAAUUUCCAUUACCAUUUCCAGAUUAAAUCAUUAGGCGGUAUAUUUAAACAUAGCAAGCUUAAUUGGAUUACAUAUUACGCUAUCCGUAAAAAAUUGAGUCAAGAUGACGAUAGAGAAGGUGAGGAAACGGAAUUUCCUCUUAAGAAUGAAAAGGCAUUUAAGUUUCUGAAAGUUAGAAGCUACAAAGUUGACAAUUAA